AUGACUAAGGUGCUGCUGCCCUCCAGUGGCCACAUGAAAGGACGACCCCAGACCAAAAUGCUCAUUAAAGAAUCCAACCAGAUACAGACAAGGCAGCUAUCCCACCAGGAGUCUGAUGUCCGGGGAGGAGUUUGCCUUGGGACCCACAAAACUUUUGCGUGUGUGCGUUUCGACGCCACGCCUCUGCCUCCGUGCGUUUUCCUCCGCGCGUUGAUUUCAUACCAAACUCAUACUUUGCAUUCCGCCUUUUUCUGUCAAACGCAGCUGUUUUGCCCUGGAAAUACUCCCGAAUCACGAGGCUACUUUUCUACAGAAAAAAGGGGCACACAACAAAAAAGCGUGUGCCUGUACGAGCGGGGCAGGAGAGCCGUUGUGAGGUGUGUUGUAGCUGGAGCCGUCAUCAUUGCGUCGGAGUGGAGUUGCCGUGGCAGCCCUGAUGGGGCGCAGGAGGAGGGUCCCAGUCCCAAUGGAGAGGCACUGGGAGACGGGGCGGACCGCGGAUUGGACGGGGAUCCUGAAGGGGUGUGGAGCCCAGACAUUGAGCAGAGCUUUCAGGAAGCUUUGGCCAUCUACCCUCCUUGUGGAAGGAGGAAGAUCAUACUGUCAGAUGAGGGGAAGAUGUAUGGUCGAAAUGAGCUGAUAGCUCGCUAUAUCAAGCUGCGAACGGGGAAGACACGCACACGCAAACAGGUGUCUAGUCAUAUUCAGGUUUUGGCACGUAAGAGGGUACGAGAAUACCAGGCAAGCAUCAAGGUCUCUAGUCACCUGCAAGUCUUGGCCAAGAGAAAGUCUCGUGAGAUUCAGUCUAAGCUGAAGGACCAGGUCUCGAAGGACAAGGCGCUGCAGACGGUGGCCAAUCUCUCAUCAGCUCAGAUCGUCUCUGCGAGUGUAAUGAAACCCCAGACUCCCUUUCCUCCACCAGUCAGAUUUUGGCCCGGCCCUAUGCCAGGACAGCCUGGGCAUUCUCAGGACAUCAAGCCCUUUGCACAGCCGCCAUACACUACACUCCCAGCCCCCGUCCCUGCACCUAUCAGUUAUGAGGCCUUGCCACCCCCUCGACCUGCAGCUAUAGCAGCUCCUGUAUGGCAAGACAGAACCAUUGCCUCUGCAAAACUACGGCUCCUGGAGUACUCUGCUUUCAUGGAGACUCAACGAGACAGAGAGACGCAUAAACAUCUGUUCGUGCACAUUGGCCCAUCAAACCCUGGCUACAGUGACCCAGUGUUGGAGUCCAUAGACGUGAGGCAGAUUUACGACAAGUUCUCUGAGAAGAAAGGAGGCCUGAAAGAGCUUUACGAAAAAGGGCCACACAAUGCAUUCUUUCUUGUCAAGUUCUGGGUAAUGCCUUUCUUGUCUUUGUGUCUUUCCCAGGUGGUGUCCAACAGAGAAACUCAGGAGACUCUGCUGUGCAUCGCCUUUGUGUUUGAAGUGUCCACAAGCGAACAUGGAGCGCAGUACCAUGUUUAUCGACUAGUUAAUGACUAGCAGCAUGUUGUGUACAUGCAGAGACUCUUCACGGACGUUUUGAUACUCACACCAUAAACACUAUUUUCAGCUGAACACUCAGAAUUGCUUCUCCUCUAUUCUAAACACACUUGUUUCAAUAGACCAACCGUCACACUGUAGUCACGCCUGUUGUUUAUGGUUUCCCAUCGCUGGAACAUGUAUGAUGUAUGAUCAUUUAAGAGCUCUGCUUAAACCAAAAGAGCGGCAAACACAAAGGUCUUUUAUACAUUAGAUACGCCUUUUUUUCUAAUUGGAAAUUGAAAAAACCUUUUGAAGUGAAUCAAGUUUAAUAUGCAAUCGUUUGAUCAACAAUGGAAAACUGUGAUGCACUACAAGUGGAUAUAUGCAUUUGCAUUUCCAUCACAGGUGUGACUGAUGUGAGAUGAGUUUGAAUAUAAUCUAUGAAAACAAAUAUUCAUCGUUCAUGUAACCUGCCACAAACAUUACUUUUACAGACUGCAGUAGCUCUGCGAGGUACAGUUUGAAUGAGUCUACAUUGGAAUAGCCUCUGUUUCCUGUUUAGUAUGAAAUCGUGGACUUCAGUCAGCUCAAUCGAAGGUCCAAGGAUACUGCAUAAAGUAUAAGUGAGCCUCAUGUAAAGAAGAGCAUGUUGUAUUUAUAUUUGUGUGAAAGUGUAAAGAGGGAGAUCAUUUUAGGAGUAUUUUUUCCUCUUUUUAAAGGUUUCCAGUGGAGGACGUGUUUUCGACUGCCUCACUUGUUUUAAACAACAGAAGAAUUCAGACAGUUUCAGACUAAGUUCACGUUUUGCUCUUUGCAGCAUUUUUAACGACAGAAUCACCUUCAGUGUCCGUGGACGUGCAACUAUUUUUACGUUGACUGUGUGGGCUUGCUGCAGUACUUCUACCUCCAUGCGAGUUGGGAUAAGAAUGUGCUUUGAUUCUAAAGCCUUAAGCUGAGGAGCACUGAUGUAUAGGACACGUACACUACGCUUGUAAUGGUACUGUUGUUAAGCCAAACCUAAGGUAAAUAGUCCAUUUUUGUAAAGAUGAACUUUCUUUCUUUUUGUAUUUCACCAGCAAAGCAAAAAGUGUUACUCUAAACAUGUUAAAGGACGGGUGUUCGGGGUCUAUCUGUUUUCAUAUGCAAACAAUGGUAUGGUACAGACCUCAUUAAGGUCGCCAGCAGUGCACUGGGAUAGAUUUUGCCUGAUAACACUAACGACUAUCCAGCUGACACUUUUUUCUUUUAUUCUAUGUAAUGUGUUGGAUUAUUGGUACAUUUGGCUUUUCUCUUUCUUCCUUUAGUAAACCUCACAUUUUUUACUUCGUAUCACACUGUCAUGGCCUCUGUGCAGGAUUAUCUUUGUGUGGAAGAGAAUUUGUCAUUUGACUUUCUAUCAUGACACUAAGAGCUAGCUGGCUCUAUUUUUUCUUUUUUU
Messenger RNA from Neolamprologus brichardi, 2905 nucleotides. The record is from RefSeq and is a predicted model, not a curated record. NCBI's taxonomy places the organism in Eukaryota, Metazoa, Chordata, Actinopteri, Cichliformes, Cichlidae.